ACGUCGUUUGGCGCUAAAAAAGGCCUGAGAGGAAGAAGGAAGGAAGGAAGGGAGAGAAGAAGGGACGAAGGAGGCGCCUCGGAGUCCAAUCCGGGCCCAUCCUGGUCCCGCUCCGGGCCGAGGCCUCGCGGGGAGACCUAGGGAGAAGCCCGGCAGCGGGUCCGAGCCCUUCGGGUUGCCCGGGAAGGCCGAUGCCCAUGGCGGCGCCGCCCGGCCGAGCGGGAAGGCCAAGGCCGGCCCGGCCUGGCCUGUGAAUGGGCCCGGGAGGAGGGCCUGGAGGGCGGCUGCACCGCGGCCUGGGCCAUGCUGAGCCCGCCCGCCUUCGCCACCCCGCUCCGGGCCCACGCCAGGCCCCUCCGCAAGACCCCGGCCAAAAGGAAGCUGGACUUGGAAGGGACUGGCCAGCAUUGCGCCCCGGAAUUCCGGACCCCGAAAGGCAAAGGGAGGACCGUCCCGCCCAUCCCGAGUCCCAAAACCCCCAAAUCCCCCGGGGAGAAGACGCGGUACGACACCUCUCUGGGCCUCCUGACCAAGAAGUUUGUCCACCUGCUCAGCGAGUCCGAGGACGGUGUGCUGGACCUGAACCGGGCCGCGGAGGUGCUGGACGUCCAGAAGCGGCGCAUCUACGACAUCACCAACGUCCUGGAAGGGAUCCAGCUCAUCCGCAAGAAGUCCAAGAACAACAUUCAGUGGAUGGGAACCGGGAUCUUUGAGGACUCCUCCGAGACCACGCAGCAGCAGCAUCGGCAGCAGCAGUCAUUGCGGAAAGAGCUGAGCGAGGCCUCCAAGAUCGAGAGGAUGCUGGACAAGCUCAUCCACGAGUGCACACUCCAGCUGAAGCACCUGACGGACGAUGGCACGAACCAGAGGUUGGCCUAUGUCACCUACCAGGACAUCCGUGCCAUCAGCAACUUCAGCGAGCAGACCGUGAUUGUGGUCAGGGCCCCGCCAGAAACCCGUCUCGAGGUGCCGGAUGUCUGCGAGGAGAACGUCCAGCUUCACCUGAAAAGCAGCAACGGCCCCAUCGAUGUGUACCUCUGCCCUGAGGAAAUCCUUGAGAAGAGCCCCGCUAAGCGGAGCGAAAGUAGCAACUCCCCAGCAGUGAAAGCCGAGUCGGUGAGGACGGGUCUGCCCGGCUGCCUGGCGGAGGGAGGUCUCGGCCUCCUGGACCUUCCUCAGAACCUCCUUCAGCAGACGGAGGACCAGCUCCCUUCCGCCCCAUACGCCGACCCGGCCCCCUUGGUGAGCUUCUCCCCUCCCCUCGACCAGGAGGACUACCUGUGGGGCCUGGAGGAGGGCGAGGGGGUCAGCGACCUGUUCGAGGCCUAUGACCUGGGUGACCUGCUGAAGAACUGAACUGGACCCGCCGUCCUUUCAAUGGUGCUAAUCCUUCCCGCUCUCUGCUCCAAAGCCUUGGACUUUGGUUGAAACGUUGCUUCCCAGGAACCCAUUGGGAGCGGCUUCCGUGUGUGCCGAGCUCGGCUUCAAGCCAGAUCCGUCCCUCUCUUUGCCGCGCUACUGCAAAGAGCGCAGACCAAGCCAACUACCUCCGUUCUUCUCCCUGAGAAAACAGGACAUACACAUUGUUGCGCUCGUGCCAUAAACAUGGGUCCGCAUUGCAUGGAGUGGUCGCAGCACCAGGAGAAGCCAAGGGCGCAUCAGCAUGCCAGAGAUGUGCAACGUGUCUAUUGCCAUGAGAUAGAUGCCGUUGCACAAUUGGAGGCCCCUUCCACACUGCCAUACAAUACCCACCUCUGCUUUGAACAGGAUCAUAGGUCAGUGUAGACUUAAGCAAAUAAUGUGGAUGAUCUGAUUUGAUAAUCUGGAUUAUAUGGCAGUGCAGACCAAGAGGCCUUCCGCACAGCCCUAUAACCCAGAAUAUCAAGGCAGAUCAUUCACAAUAUCUGCUUUGAACUGGGUUAUCUUGAGUCCACACUGUCAUACAUAACACACUUCAAUGUGGAUUGUAUACAGCUGUGUGGAAGAGGUUUAAAAUAACCCACUUCAAAGCAAGUAAUGUGGAUUAUCUACCUUGAUAAUCUGGAUUAUAUGGCAGUGCAGACCAAGAGGCCUUCCGCACAGCCCUAUAACCCAGAAUAUCAAGGCAGAUUAUCCACAAUAUUUGGGGAGCUGAGUUAUCUGAGUCCACACUGCCAUAUAAUCCAGAAUAUCAAGGCAGCUAAUUCACAAUAUCUGCUUUGAACUGGGUUAUCUUGAGUCCACAUUGCCAUACAUAACACAUUUCAAUGUGGAUUGUAUACAGCUGUGUGGAAGAGGUUUAAAAUAACCCACUUCAAAGCAAGUAAUGUGGAUUAUCGACUUUGAUAAUCCACAUUAUCAAAGUAGUCUUGUUUUGCAUGGUUUGUUCAUGACCCAGUAACCACAGCAAGGAAGACGUGGCCUGAUGUUUUGGAGGCCUCUUCUACCAACACUGCCAUAUAAUCCUGAUUAUCCAAGCGGAUAAUCCACAUUAUCCGCUUUGAACUGGAUUAUAUGAGUCCACACUGCCAUAUAAUCCAGUUCAAAGCAGAUAAUAUGGGUUUUAUAUGGCAGCGUAGAAGGGGCUUCAGGGAUCGCCCUGGUUUUGUGCAGAAAGGCCACAUAUCUGGACUUUGGAAUUAUUUUGCGGGACAAAGGGAUCCUUAAGGGCUACUUGUUUGGUUGGUUUUGAAAAAUAAUAAGCUUUUUGAACCAAUCUGAAUGGAUAGAUGACUUUUGUGUAGAUUACAUUAUUUUGUACAUUGAGAUGACGUGUGGAUUUGUGACAUAAUACUGUGUUUAUUGACUGUAACUGUUUUGGAACUUGGGAUAAUAAUUAUUCUCUGUGUUGCCAAUUUGCUGUUUUAAUGCUCCCCAGAUUUAGCUCCAAGCUAGUUUUUUAAAAAUAUAUAUACACGAGUUGAGCAUGCAUUAAGAAUGAAUUUGCGGCUUAACUUUAGUCUUAACUCAGCAGCACAUAUUUGCAGAAGGACGUGAUGUUUAAUUUUCCCAAUUUUCCGCUUCCUUCUUUUCAAAGUCUUGAUAUUUGUAGGAGUUGUACAUAAUUAUUGCACUGUAUUUAUAAUGGGAAUCCUCUUUUGAGACCAUUGUUUUUGCAGGGACGUUUUCGAAAAUGAGUAUUUAAAAAUAAGCGUUUUAGGGCUUCCUUGCGAUGUUUGGCAUGGCCCUUGCGUGUGGAGGCGUGUGCAUGACAUGCGGGGGGGGGGACGAGCUUUUGUUUUGAACUUAAGGCACUUGAUAACGUGUUGGUGUGGACGACAGCAAAAGGAAAUAAAUAUUUUGAAAUCA
Anolis carolinensis (green anole) is the source of this 3288-nucleotide messenger RNA. RefSeq names its product E2F transcription factor 2 (gene e2f2). Gene Ontology annotation, cellular component: RNA polymerase II transcription regulator complex. Bases 304 to 1356 code for a protein of 350 amino acids. The record is from RefSeq and is a predicted model, not a curated record. Gene Ontology annotation, molecular function: RNA polymerase II cis-regulatory region sequence-specific DNA binding; protein dimerization activity; DNA-binding transcription factor activity, RNA polymerase II-specific. Gene Ontology annotation, biological process: regulation of transcription by RNA polymerase II. The transcript has 7 exons. Lineage: Eukaryota; Metazoa; Chordata; Lepidosauria; Squamata; Anolidae.